UUAGCAAUAAAGAACAGUUGGAUCAGUUAAACUACUCGGUUGGGUUGACAUUAUAAGCAAUUCUGGAACACAUUCUGUGCAUGUUAUGAUGUCUAGGGGAUUUCAAAUGAGUCCAAAGAUUGACAGUGAUCAGUUGCACAUGAUUAGGUGGUUCAGAUCCCAAGUACCCACGUAUAUCCAAUAAAAUAAUUGCCUUUUGGCUUAUCAUUUAUCUGUCACUCAUUAGAUUAACUAUAAACUAAUUUGUCUCUCAGAACUUCCUAUAACCUUCCCUUCUUUCUCCUUCCCUUCACUCCUUGUUCCCUGAUAUGCAAAAUGCAACAAGAUUAAGAGGAUCCAACACCAAGAGAGCAACCACCAAAAUGCAAACCCACCUGCUGUUCUUCUGUUGUUACAUUGGCCUCUCACUGGCUUUUACUGAAGCUGCAGCUGAUGGUGAACUGUCAAGUCUUCUCUCAAUCAAAGCCACUCUCAUUGACCCAAUGAGGCAUCUGAAGGAUUGGCAAAUUCCAAGCAAUGUGUCACAAUCAGGAACACCCUAUUGUAACUGGACUGGAGUUGGUUGCAACUUUAAAGGCUAUGUAGAGAGUCUUGACCUCUCCAACAUGAACCUCAGCGGUCGUGUUUCGGACCACAUUCAAUCUCUUUCAAGUCUGUCUUAUUUCAACAUAAGCUGUAACAACUUUGCUUCAUCACUGCCCAAGUCACUGUCCAACCUCACCUCUCUCGAGAAUUUUGAUGUGAGCCAGAACUACUUCACUGGCAGCUUCCCCACUGGUCUUGGAAGAGCUGCAGGCUUGAGAUUAAUCAAUGCAUCGAGCAAUGAUUUUUCUGGUUUUCUUCCUGAGGAUAUUGGAAAUGCAACCUUGCUUGAGAGCCUUGAUUUUCGAGGGAGCUACUUCGUGAGUCCAAUCCCCAGGAGCUUUAAGAAUUUGCAGAAACUCAAAUUUCUGGGCCUUUCAGGCAAUAACUUCACAGGGAGGAUUCCAGGAUAUCUCGGUGAUCUAACUUCUCUGGAGACAUUGAUUAUCGGAUACAAUUUAUUUGAAGGUGAGAUCCCUGCAGAGUUUGGAAACCUGACCAGUCUUCAAUACCUUGACUUGGCUGUAGGAAGUCUCAGUGGACAAAUUCCAGCUGAAUUGGGUAAGCUGACAAAACUCAACACAAUUUACUUGUACCAUAACAACUUCACAGGAAAAAUUCCUCCUGAACUUGGAGACGUAACUUCACUGGCAUUUUUGGACCUCUCUGACAAUCAGAUCUCCGGAGAGAUUCCGGAAGAACUUGCUAAAUUGGAAAACCUGAAGCUCUUAAAUCUGAUGACGAACAAACUAACUGGACGAGUACCAGAGAAGCUUGGUGAAUUGAAAAAUUUACAGGUGCUUGAGCUCUGGAAAAAUUCCUUACAUGGUUCUUUGCCACCAAACCUUGGUCAGAACUCUCCUUUACAGUGGUUGGAUGUAUCCUCUAACGCACUAUCUGGGGAUAUCCCUCCAGGUUUGUGUACAACUGGAAAUCUCACUAAACUAAUCCUCUUCAAUAAUUCCUUCACUGGCUCCAUUCCAAGUGGACUUGCCAACUGUUUGUCUUUGGUACGUGUUCGGAUUCAGAACAAUCUUAUUUCUGGAACUAUUCCAGUUGGCUUUGGAAACCUCCUUGGCCUUCAACGGCUAGAAUUCGCAAAGAACAACCUCACUGGGAAAAUUCCCUCUGAUGUUACCUCAUCCACAUCGCUCUCUUUCAUUGAUGUAUCUUGGAACAACUUUGAGUCAUCUCUUCCGUCAGAUAUUCUUUCUAUUCCAACCCUUCAAACCUUCAUUGCCUCUCAUAACAAUUUUGGAGGAGAUAUCCCAGACGAGUUCCAGGACUGUCCAUCUCUCUCUGUAUUGGACCUUUCAAACACUCAUAUUUCUGGCACAAUCCCCGAAAGUAUUGCUUCUUGUCAAAAAUUAGUCAACCUUAACCUUCGAAAUAACCACUUGACAGGAGAAAUCCCAAAAUCAAUCACAAGCAUGCCCACUUUAUCUGUUCUUGAUCUUUCCAACAACUCAUUGACCGGUAGGAUUCCUGACAACAUUGGCAAUUGCCCUGCUCUGGAAUUGCUGAACUUGUCCUAUAACAAACUUGAGGGUCCAGUACCCUCAAAUGGGAUGUUGGUGACCAUAAAUCCUAACGAUCUUAUUGGCAAUGAAGGUCUUUGUGGAGGCAUUCUCCCUCCAUGUUCUCCAAGUAUGGCUGUGACAAGCCAUCGAAGGCGCUCACAUGUCAGACACAUCAUAAUCGGUUUUGUGACUGGCAUUUCAGUGAUUUUAGCUUUUGGUGCAGCAUAUUUUGGUGGUAGAUGUUUGUACAAUAGAUGGCACUUAUAUAAUAACUUCUUCUAUGAUUGGUUCAAACAGAACAAUGAAGAUUGGCCCUGGAGACUAGUAGCAUUCCAGAGGAUCAGCUUCACUAGUAGUGAGAUUUUGACUUGCAUGAAGGAAUCAAAUGUUAUAGGAAUGGGGAGCACUGGUAUCGUUUACAAAGCUGAAAUCCAUAGACCUCACGUAACCGUAGCAGUGAAGAAAUUGUGGAGGUCACGAACAGACAUAGAAGAUGGAAAUGAUGUGUUGAGAGAAGUGGAACUCCUAGGGAGACUUAGACACAGGAAUAUAGUAAGGCUAUUGGGGUAUGUACACAACGAAAGAAAUGUGAUGAUGGUUUACGAGUACAUGCCUAACGGGAAUCUUGGAACAGCACUACAUGGUGAAGAAUCUACAAGGUUGCUUGUUGACUGGGUCUCAAGGUACAACAUAGCUCUAGGAGUUGCACAAGGGCUCAACUACCUCCAUCAUGAUUGCCACCCACCAGUUAUUCACAGGGAUAUCAAGUCAAACAACAUACUCCUUGACGCAAAUUUAGAGGCGAGGAUAGCAGACUUCGGGUUGGCAAGGAUGAUGAUUCAAAAGAACGAGACAGUUUCCAUGGUGGCUGGAUCAUAUGGAUACAUCGCACCAGAAUAUGGAUACACUCUGAAGGUUGACGAGAAGAUUGACAUAUACAGCUAUGGGGUGGUGCUUUUGGAGCUUCUAACUGGCAAAAUGCCUUUAGACCCUUCGUUUGAAGAAUCUAUUGACAUAGUCGAAUGGAUACGGAAGAAGAAAAGCAACAAAUCCUUGUUAGAAGCACUGGAUCCUGCCAUAGCUAGUCAAUGCAAGCAUGUCCAAGAAGAAAUGUUGCUUGUACUCCGGAUUGCACUUCUAUGUACCGCAAAGCUUCCCAAGGAAAGACCACACAUGAGAGACAUCAUCACAAUGCUUGGUGAGGCAAAGCCAAGAAGGAAAAGUGUUUGCCAUAAUGGGGGUCAAGAAAGCAGUAGCAUGGAAAAGUCCUCUGUCCUUACCACCUCCCCUGCCAUAAGUCUUUUGUAGCAACAAGAUGUUUAGUAACGAGAAAUAUAAUUUGAAUUUUGUAGCCUCUGAAUUUUUGAUGUAUGCUUUGCCUGCGUCGACCAAAAUUUCUAUCAUAUAGUAAAUACAUGUAUUUUCGGUAAGAUAUUGAUUCUUUUACUCCUUUUCAAUUGAGGAAGGAAGGGCGAUUUCAGAAUCGCAAUCAGAUUAUCAACAGCAUAGUAAAAUGUGCUUAAAGACUGUAUACUGAGUCGUCGACUCUCACUCCAUUUUCAUUACCGUUUCACCAUCUCAUCAAUGACAUGUAUAGUUUGCAAA
Messenger RNA from Vigna radiata var. radiata (mung bean), 3707 nucleotides. RefSeq names its product leucine-rich repeat receptor-like protein kinase PXL1. NCBI's taxonomy places the organism in Eukaryota, Viridiplantae, Streptophyta, Magnoliopsida, Fabales, Fabaceae. The coding region runs from base 309 to 3410 and encodes 1033 amino acids. Gene Ontology annotation, molecular function: protein kinase activity; ATP binding; protein binding. Gene Ontology annotation, cellular component: plasma membrane. Gene Ontology annotation, biological process: protein phosphorylation; hormone-mediated signaling pathway. The record is from RefSeq and is a predicted model, not a curated record. The transcript has 2 exons.